AUGCCGCGAAAGCGCACUCGUGACGAAAUGGAGGCCUCUGAGCCCCAGGAGAAGAAACAAGACUCAUCACUGCUACAUAAGAUACGGAACAUGUGGGAAUUUGCCUCUGUAAUGCAAUUUAUCUUUAUGUUUGGCAAGGCUAUCAAGAUCGACGAAGACUUUGACAUCGAGGACUUUGAGAACGAAUGCCUAAGUCCAGGCCAUUCCGAGAAACUUGAACAAAUCGGGCUGACCCUUCUGAAAUGGAUCUCUUCCCAUCGAGGCCUCAACUAUGAUAUUUGGGAUGAAUACACUCGACGGCAAUACUUGGCAAAAGCCCCUCAACUCAACCCCUAUGGUGACGAAGAGACCCCGAGACGAUUCCGAGACUUCGAUAUUUUCACAAAGAUCAGAAUCUUGCAUCAGUUGACGGUCUGGACCUUCUGGAAUCCUGAUCGCUUGAGAGAGAAGAUGGUAGAGCACCCGCGCGAUGCUGAUCAGAUAGAAUGGCGUAUCGAAGAAUUUGGUUAUGACAGAGACGACCGCCAAUACUAUCUGCUUGAUGACAAUCGAUUCUAUAGACGCACAGAACCUGCCCUACCCUCUGCGCCGGCACCCAAAAAGAAAGCAAAGGCCAACACACUGAAAGCAAUCGCAGCGAGGAGAAGAGCAAGCAAGCGCAGAAAGAUUGAAUCUGAAACUCCAGAGGCAGAAGACACGUCUGAACUCAUGAAUGAAGAAGAUGGAUCUGCUAAUGACGUGAGCCCCGAUCCGUCUCAAGCUGAUACCUUUGGUGGCUAUAAGUGGGAAUGUCUCGCGAUAACACUCAAAGACUACGAAGGGCUGUGUCUAUCGUUUGCAAAGAGCAAAGACCCCAACGAGAAAGCCCUUAAGGAGCGUAUCGAAGAAGAGGUCAUCCCUAUUAUUCAAAAUGCCGAGGAGAGACACCAACGUAAAAUGGAGCGCCGCCAGAGAGAGUUGAUGAUGAUGGAGAAGAUGGUAGGUGCAAAGCGUUCAAGCAGAUUAGCCGACAAGCAAGACAAAGAGCGUCGAGAAGCUGAAGCGAUCGAGAAUGAUCGCAAACAGCUCGCUGAACUGGCAGCCGCCCACCGUGAGCAGGAGAGACAGGAGCAGAUGGAACAAGAAAGACAAUAUCGCAUGAUGACUCGAGAACAAAGGAUCAAGGAUCGCGAAUACAAGCGCCUUCUUAAGAUGGAGGAACUUGAAAGAGACGCUGCUGAGGAAAGAAGAAUUGCGGAGGGUGAGAUCCGCGGUUCUGAUCGAAAUCUAAAGCAACGUAUCGAAAAGAACAAGAAAGAACUCGAAGAUCUUUCUGCUGAGGAAGAGUGGACAUUUGAUUGUUCACGGUGUGGCAAGUAUGGGAAGAACUACGAUGAUGGUGCUCAUAGCGUUGCUUGUGAGCGUUGCAACGUGUGGCAACAUAGCAAGUGCUUGGGCAUUUCCAAAGCUGCAGCCGAAAAGGCUGAUUUCAUCUUCGUUUGUCAAGAUUGCAAACAGAAGGAAGAAGACGCAAAGAAGCCGAAAGUUACCAUCAAAUUCAAAGUCGGCACAUCUUCAUCCCCUGCUCCACCAAGUCCAGCCUCAACUCAAACUCGUUUCGUCAGCGUUGACAUCCCCAAGGCUAAUAAGGCUGGGGAAUCAAAUCAAACCGGAGCUUUGAAUGAGACACAGAUGCAACAAUCCUCACCACCCAGUCAAUCUAUCAACGCCUCAUCCCCUACAUACCCCAGGCACAACGGCACUUUCCAUCAUUACAGCCAUCCUCAAACCUCAAAUUCACCUUCUCGUCCAAUCUCGUCAACCUCGCAGCAAUCUCCGAACUCGAUCGUGUAUAGAAACCACAAUUCAGUGUCACACGCUGCUCUCCCUCAACCCCUGCUACAUCGUCCCACUGGUCAUACAACCCAAAGUUCAUCGAUUCCAUCUCAUCCUUCAUCCGCCAGCACGCCUCAACAGAACGGAAAUGCAAGUUCCAGAGCACAAACUAUAUCUGCCGCUCCUAGUCAGGUCUGGCAAGGUCAGACUCCAGGCAAUGCUCGUGCGGCUGGUGAUGUCGCUCGGCUUCCUUCUCCUGUGCUCAAUCGCCCCACCAUGUCACCGACACAAGGCAAUAUGGAUGUCGGUCCUGUGGCUGGAGUACCUCAGAAAUCCUCAGUCCAUGGUCGAGCCACAAAUGGCCAUGCUCAUAAUCUCAAUGGUGUCACGCAAUAUCCACUGGCAACUCCUCGUGCUAACAGCAAUAUCGCUUCAGCUGAGACACCUAACACGGUUCCACUUUCUGGCCUUUCACCUAAGAAGCAACAAACACCAGUUGCAUUUGCGACAACACUCCACGUUCCGAAAUCUGGUGGAUUAUCGACACCUCUGACAAGCUCACAACAGGCAUCGCUCAAUACCUCCGCUGGCUCAGGAGCCUCUCAAGUCCAGAAAAGAUCCGUCAGUGGAACUCUCAUCCUCCCACCCAUUGAGAAUCUGAGGCCGAGCCCCGAACAAAUGAGAAAUAUGAGCAGCAACGAACCUGUUCCGACACCCAGCAAGCAAUCCCCACCUCAGACCUUUCCCAAUGGAGCUCUUGCGAGCGCCUCCGAAGAUCAAGCCCCAGUGCAGCAGAGUCCAGCUAUCACACCUACUGGGUUGGGAAUCAGUGCUCCUCCUUGA
Exophiala bonariae is the source of this 2658-nucleotide messenger RNA. RefSeq lists its product as uncharacterized. Gene Ontology annotation, cellular component: RSF complex. The transcript is spliced from 5 exons. The record is from RefSeq and is a predicted model, not a curated record. The coding region runs from base 1 to 2658 and encodes 885 amino acids. NCBI's taxonomy places the organism in Eukaryota, Fungi, Ascomycota, Eurotiomycetes, Chaetothyriales, Herpotrichiellaceae. Gene Ontology annotation, biological process: regulation of DNA-templated transcription.